Carlito syrichta (Philippine tarsier) is the source of this 6607-nucleotide messenger RNA. Its product is annotated as ubiquitin carboxyl-terminal hydrolase 31. The transcript has 10 exons. Gene Ontology annotation, molecular function: cysteine-type deubiquitinase activity. The record is from RefSeq and is a predicted model, not a curated record. NCBI's taxonomy places the organism in Eukaryota, Metazoa, Chordata, Mammalia, Primates, Tarsiidae. Gene Ontology annotation, biological process: protein deubiquitination. The annotation marks the transcript as partial.
GAAUUCACUUAAACAACAAUUUAAACCACCUGAAAUUUGGCUUGGAUCAUCAUAGACUGUCUUCCCCUACACACACAUCAGCAAAGCAAGGGAAAAUGGAUUUUCCCAGCACAAGAGCAGGAAGUGACAAGAUUGUCUUGUUGGUGUGUAACCGAGCCUGCACUGGGCAGCAAGGGAAAAGAUUUGGACUGCCUUUUGUGCUGCACUUAGAGAAGACAAUAGCAUGGGAUCUUCUACAGAAAGAAAUCUUGGAAAAGAUGAAGUAUUUCUUGAGGCCCACAGUUUGCAUUCAGGUGUGUCCAUUCAGCUUGCGUGUAGUCAGUGUUGUGGGAAUAACAUACUUGCUGCCCCAGGAAGAACAACCCCUAUGUCACCCGACAGUAGAAAGGGCGUUAAAAUCUUGUGGACCAGGUGGUACUGCUCAUGUGAAAUUAGUAGUUGAAUGGGACAAGGAGACAAAAGAUUUCUUGUUUGUAAAUACUGAGGAUGAGUAUAUCCCUGAUGCAGAAAGUGUUCGUCUGCAGAGGGAGCAUCAUCAUCAGCCUCAAACCUGCACUUUAUCCCAGUGUUUUCAACUGUACACCAAAGAGGAACGGCUUGCCCCUGAUGACGCCUGGCGUUGCCCGCACUGUAAGCAGCUGCAACAGGGAAGCAUUACAUUGAGCCUGUGGACUCUGCCUGAUGUGCUUAUUAUACAUCUAAAGAGAUUUCGACAGGAAGGAGACAGACGUAUGAAACUUCAGAACAUGGUCAAGUUCCCCUUGACUGGCCUGGACAUGACACCUCAUGUGGUUAAGAGAAGCCAGAGCAGCUGGAGUUUGCCAUCCCAUUGGUCCCCGUGGAGACGGCCCUAUGGACUCGGGAGGGACCCUGAGGACUACAUCUAUGACCUGUAUGCUGUGUGCAAUCAUCAUGGCACCAUGCAAGGGGGGCACUACACAGCGUACUGUAAGAACUCUGUGGACGGUCUCUGGUAUUGCUUCGAUGAUAGUGAUGUGCAGCAGCUGUCAGAAGAUGAGGUCUGCACACAGACGGCAUACAUCCUCUUCUACCAGAGGCGGACAGCCAUCCCAUCUUGGUCAGCAAACAGCUCAGUGGCAGGCUCCACAAGUUCCUCCUUGUGUGAACACUGGGUGAGCCGGCUCCCGGGGAGCAAGCAAGCCAGCGUGACCUCUGCGGCAUCCUCCAGACGCACCUCCCUGGCCUCACUUUCUGAGUCCGUGGAGAUGGCUGGAGAAAGGAGUGAAGAUGAUGGAGGCUUUUCAACUCGACCAUUUGUGAGAAGUGUCCAGCGUCAGAGUCUGUCAUCUAGAUCUUCUGUCACCAGCCCCUUAGCCGCCAAUGAAAAUUGCAUGAGACCUUCUUGGUCUCUGUCUGCUAAGCUGCAGAUGCGCUCCAGCUCUCCAUCCCGAUUUUCCGGGGACUCUCCGAUUCACAGCUCUGCUUCCACUUUGGAGAAGAUUGGGGAGGCAGUGGAUGACAAGGUCUCCAUCUCUUGCUUUGGUAGCUUGAGGAACCUUUCUAGCAGUUACCAAGAACCAUGCGAUAGUCACAGUCGUCGUGAGCACAAGGCUGUUGGCCGGGCCCCCCUGGCUGUCAUGGAAGGUGUGUUCAAAGAUGAAUCAGACACUCGCAGAUUGAACUCCAGUGUUGUAGAUGCACAGAGCAAACACUCAGCACAAGGGGAUCGCUUGCCCCCUGUCUCUGAUCCGUUUGAUAACAAUAACCAGAUUGCUUAUGUGGAUCAGAGUGAUUCUGUAGACAGCUCUCCAGUCAAAGAGGUGAAACCCCCAAGCCACCCAGUCUCACUUGCAAAGAAACCAGAGAGCACAACCAAGAGAUCCCCCAGUUCCAAAGGCACUUCUGAGCCAGAUAAAAGCUUGCGGAAGGGGAGACCAACCUUGGCAAGCCAGGACUCAUCUCUUUCAAGUACAUCCCCUUCUUCUCCUCUUCCUGUGAAAGUUUCUCUAAAACCUUCCCGCUCCCGCAGCAAAGCAGACUCUUCUUCCAGGGCCAGUGGACGGCAUUCGUCCCCUGCUCCUGCCCAGCCCAAAAAGGAGUCAUCCCCCAAAUCUCAGGACUCCGUGUCAUCUCCUUCACCACAGAAGCAGAAAUUAGCUUCUGCCCUCACGCACACUGCUUCCUCCACAUCUGCCAAAAAAGCCUCGGUUCCUGCCACAAGAGGCCCCUUCCCUCCUGGGAAGAGUAGGACUUCAGACCGGAGUUUAAGUAGAGAGGGCUCCAGACAAAGCCUGGGUUCAGACAGAGCCAGUGUCACGUCCACCUCCAAACCCAACUCCCCUCGGGUGAGCCAGGCCAGAGCUGGAGAGGGCAGAGGAGACGGGAAGCAUGUCAGGAGCUCCUCCAUGGCCAGCCUGCGCUCCCCUAACACAAGCAUGAAGUCUGGUCUGAAGAGGGACAGCAAGUCUGAAGACAAAGGGCUGUCCUUCUUCAAAUCAGCCUUGAGACAGAAGGAGACCCGGCGGUCGACUGAUCUUGGCAAAACAGCUUUGCUCUCUAAAAAGGCUGGUGGGAGCUCUGUUAAGUCAGUCUGUAAGAAUGCCAUGGAUGACAAGGCAGAAAAAGGCCACCAGCCUCCAGGUUCCCAGCAGCCAAAUGCGAAUGCAGUUGGGAAAGAGCAGCUUGUCUCCAAGGACCCUGCUUCUGCUAAACUUUCCCUGCUGUCUGCUCGCAAAUCCAAGUCUUCCCAUCUAGAUUCUGGAGUCACUUCUUCUCCUGGUGGCAGGCAGUCUGCUGAGAAAUCCUCAAAAAAGUUAUCUUCUAGCAUGCAAACCUCUGCACGGCCUUCUCAAAAACCUCAGUGAUAUUUCUGCAAUCCAAGUGUUUUACCUGUAAAGAUGUUUAUUUAUUUAGAACCCCUCUCCUCCCACUAAAGCCCUCUAUGCUUUGUUUUGUAUUUUUUGGGUCACGUGCCUGACUGUGUGUGUGUGUGUGUGUGUGUGUGUGUGUGUGUGUGUGUAGAAUUUAAUUGCAAGUUGUUAAAAGCGUCGCCUUAUUCUGCCAUUGAACCAAAUAACAGCCAUAGGCAUAGCAUUGAUACCCAGCUAACUGGAAUAACUAUAGACAAUACCCUGGAUGGUCCCUUUAGCAACUGUACAUAUUUCUUUCUAGAGACUCUAAUGACUUUCAUUGGACAUGAGGGUUUUGAAACCUGUGAACCAGUUAAGCUGUCAUUAAUACAUAGAAGGAUGGAUUAUUUGACUUGGGCUUCUUCUGAGCAGGAUUUGUCCUUACUGUGGAUUGUCGGGUGGUACCAGGAGCUCUAAAAACUGUGACACUAACAGUGAAACAAAUAGAGGAAAAAACUGUUGCUUUCUGCACUUUUGCCCCAUCUACCAAGUCUUUGUAAAGGGCAAUAUUUUAACACUAAUGUUUCUCAGGUAUAUACUCAGCUAGUCUAGGACACAUGUGCAUCAGUACAUGGAUUAAAGAGGAAGGUGACAUGUGGGUGACUGUCAUUUUUCCUGUUGCCACGCGUAGGUAUUUUAGAGGAAGAAAUGAAAUCUUUCACUACCUUCACAUCUCCAGAGGUGUGUUUACCAUAACCUGUCAUGACUCUUGGGAUAUGUCCUAAGAUGUGGCAGACUGGAUAGCCAAGAAGCCAGUCACUAGUAGUUAAUUUUUUUUCCUUCUAAAUUUAAUAGCUAAGGCUGUUAGAUUUUGCACUGUAGUAGAGCAGUUAACACCUUUGACAGAUUCCUGGGAAAAAACGGACUCUAAACUGAGUUAAAGAAUUGAUACCAUUUUCCUUCUCUGGUGUUCCUUUUUUCUGUUAGAAGCUGAAUGCUCCAUGCUGCCCCCAUGUCUGUGUGCUUGUGUUUCCUUGUCUUAGAGCUUGGAGAGGAAAGAAAUUGCCUCUUGCCAUAAGUCAGUGAUGCUGUGUUGAAGUGAUAUGUGACAAGUAUUACCUUGCACUUCAGAUCCUGCCUAUCAGUCUUAGUUAGGACUGCUUUCCAGUAACUCAUUUAUUUCUUCCUUGUGCUUAAGGUUUAAUCUUAUGGCUGGAACUCACAAGCAGGAUUUGGAGUAUGUUCUGUCUGGCAGUGGCAGGGCAAAUUGCAUUUUUUAUUAAGAAAAAGGGAAAUCUCAUCGAUAAGCAAGAUAUAUACUUUUUCUAGUUUUUGGGAAGUCUCCUGGCAACACUUUUAUGCUCAAUUUUUUAUUUAUUUAUUUUUUUUCUUUAUCUGUGUUUUUUUUUUUUAAUGUCAAGAGACUCAUGAUCCUGAUACUCUUUGAAUAGCAUUUGUCACUUUUCCCUGAACAACAGCAUGCUAAGUUUUUUUUAAAAAUUUUAUUUUUUGCAUAUUCUGCUUGUGUAUAUAUACUAUUAACCUUUUCUGUCAUAGACUCUUCAAGUUAUUCCUGAACUCAUGGUGCACAGAUCCAUGUAUAAUCUCCCUUUUCAGUAUUGUUGUGUAUGAAGUAACAUAUAUAUAUAUAUAUAUAUAUAGCUAUGAAUUCUGCACUGCCUUUUUUUUUUUCUUUUCCAAGAAUACCUCUUGGGAAAUGUUUUUAGUAGGUUAUUUUAAAACUUUAUUUUGCUGCUAACUUGAGCAUUAACUGGUAACUUGCAAGUCUGGAGGCCAUUUAUGUUGAGGGCAGCUGGAAUUUUAGACCUUUGGCAAUAUUUGAGACUUAACGCUUUCAGCCUUGUGAAAGUUACCAUAUGCUCCAUGAAAUCCACUGAACGUGAGCCUAUUGCCCAUUGCACUCAGUCUUCUACUCGCCACUUCACUGGGUGUCCUUGUCUCACUGUACAGAUGUUGAUGGCUUCCAGAGCAGCAUUACCCUCUGCUGCUGCAGGACAACUGCAGUGGCUGGCUAUCUUCCAUACUAUCAUUGCUUCCCAUGGCAUAUUGACAGCCUGAUCAGUGUUAGUCACCACUUUAGGUUUUUCUGUAUCACUUUUAUUUCCUGAAAAAGAUGUACCAAAUGUGAGAUCUUCAGUGUCAGGAACUGGGUAUUGUCUAAUUUGAACAUCUCAUCUUUGUUUAAUAUAGGUAGAACCCAUUUUAGAUCAACCAUCUGAAACUCUGAAACAGGAUUAUAGUUUGAUUAGAGGGGUUUAAUAACACUUUUUUUCUAUAGUCAGUUAAGCAUUAAUAGAAACUAGUCUAAUUCUAAUGGUAAAUAUUUUUAUUCUUGAGUCCUCUAGGAGUGAAUUUUUAAGGAUGUCUAGUGUCUUUAAAAAAAUAAAGCCUCUAUAAAUUCCUUUAAUUUUCCAUGGGAUUGAGAAAUAAAAUUUCAGUAUCUAUAAACUGUCUAUGGAGUUUAGUCCUUGUUUCAGAUUUAAAUAGAUAAAAAUAUCAGGAAGUAUUUUAGCAUUUUCUAGGUAUCUCUAAGCUAUUUUAUUUCCAUGGUUGAUAAACAGUGAAAAUUCCAUCUUUUCUAACUACUAGGUACAACCUUGAGCCACAAAAAAGGAUAUUCUGCCCAAAAGUUUGGAAGUACUUUUUGAGGUGUGAAGUAUCUCAUGGAAAAACUGUUACUUGGUUCAAUUCAGUUCUUUCGUAGAGUUUGGGACUAGGUAUUUGUUUUUUUAAAUUUUCCCGAUAUUUGACACAAUGAAUAUGAAAUGAAUGUGCUUUGGGGUUAAAAAUCACCUGCUGCAUUUUGGGUUUUUGGUUGGCAACCAGAUGGACCUGAUUAGAGCAGUCAUUUCUUGCUAGGUAUAAAUUAAUCACCAAUAGUAGUGUUGCAUCUGUAAUGUUUGUUUGCUUUAGAAAAUGUUUUAUUCUUGAUGUAAAUGUACAGUGCAUUGAGGCUGUAUUAUUCUUUAAGACAGCCCUAUACUUUGCCUUUAUAAUAAUCCCUUAGAUAAUGAGGAAGCACAAAUAAACAAUUAAACUCUGGUCAUCUUAGACCAUCUCCCACCCCUCUAUAUUUUCUGAUCCUAAAAGCAGCCUAACUGAAAGUUAGUAAUAAAUAAGCCGGACCAAUAGAAAUGGAUGUGGGAGUCUUUGUGGUAUGGUAAAAUAUUAUAAUUAUCUGUGAGGCUGCCUUACAUUCUUUUGCAAUCGUUUUCUCAUCAUUCAUUCAUUCUGCAAACAUUCAUUGGGGCCUGCUUUGUGCACAAAGGCAAGCUGACAGCUUCAGGAAUUUGCUGUAGCCAAGGAACCCUGGAAGCAUAGCCCCUUAAGCAGGGCAUGCAGUGUUGUCCUAAAGGGAGUGACAGUUCUCCUGAACAGAAAGAUCAAAUGGAUUCUGGUCAGUUGGGCAAGGCUUGUAGUUCUCUUGAGCAAGUCUGGUCUGACUGGAGACCAAAAGUGCCCUUCUUCAUCUUUCAAGACGUUGUACCACUUACAUCCACUGUUUGAGAUUGAGCUGUCUGCUCUUUAGGGUAGAAAAUCCAUUGCACAUUGACUAUACAUUAGAAUUUGGUCAUCAUGUUUGAAUGAGAUGGAAGUGGGGUUUUUUUUGUCUGGGGUGGGAUUGGGAGGGAAAUAUCAUCCCUCUAAAAUAACCAUCAUGAAAAAAAAGCAGAAGUAUGUAAAGGUAACAGUAGUGGCAGCCUUUAGGGAAACUGGCAUAGAGCAGAGCUGUGAACAAAGCUCAUUUAUUUGAAAUAAACAUGUUUUUAAAAGUA